This is a messenger RNA of Cavia porcellus (domestic guinea pig), 1976 nucleotides long. It is a transcript of the gene Garin3, whose product is annotated as golgi associated RAB2B interactor family member 3. Lineage: Eukaryota; Metazoa; Chordata; Mammalia; Rodentia; Caviidae. Bases 76 to 1881 code for a protein of 601 amino acids. Gene Ontology annotation, cellular component: nucleus. The transcript has 2 exons. The record is from RefSeq and is a predicted model, not a curated record.
AGAAGCCUUGCAGGGAGAUGGUAUGUUGCCAUCACUCCCUCUCUCUCUUGGGAACUCAGUUUGUAGCUGGCAAGUAUGUCUGGAGCAAAGAGAACCGUCAGCAGUGAAUAUGUGCUACCUUAUUACACAGCCCGCGACUACCGCGGGAUGGGCGUUUUUAACAAUUCCAUGGGGGAUCUGCAGUGGCAACUGUACAAGGGAGGGGAGUAUGAGAUCUUCAGGUAUGCACCAAUGUUUGAGAGCGACUUUAUCCAGAUCAGCAAAAAAGGAGAGGUGAUUGACGUGCACAACCGUGUCCGAAUGGUGACCGUGUGCAUUGCAUCUACCAGCCCCAUGCUCCCGCUACCUGAUGUCAUGCUGCUGGCCCGGCCAGCCAAAGCCUGUGAUGAGCAUGUCAAACGUGGCCCGCUCACCAAGAAAAGAAAUCAGAAGCCCUCGAGGACUCUGGAGCUCACCAGGCUUCUUCCUUUGAAGUUUGUCAAGAUCUCCGUCCAUGAUCGUGAGAAACAACAGCUGCGCCUUAAGCUUGCCACGGGUCGGACUUUCUAUCUGCAGCUGUGCCCUUCUUCAGAUACACGUGAAGAUCUCUUCUGCUAUUGGGAAAAGCUUGUGUAUCUCCUGAGGCGACCAGCAGACAGCAGCAGUAGUACCCCAACUGUUCAGACCGCGGAUACAGCCUGUUCUGAUGAUAAGAGCCUAUUGGCUUCAGACCUCUAUGAAGAAGAGGCUCUGGAUUCUGGGCUUCUGAAGCUUUCUGAGGUGUGUGGAGCCACCUCUUCAGCUUUUGCUGGAGGAGAGGGAAUCCAACUUGCUACUGCUGCUGCAGGAUCCACCAAAGGAGGAACAGCAACGACAACGGGUGGUGUGGCAGCUGUGGGGUCGACAACCAGUUCUACAACAGGGAUGGUCAUAGCAGGGACAACAACGCGCCCGGGAGCCACAGCCGGUGCGAUGGGCCUGGCAGCAACUAAGUCCGCAAGCUCAGGCCAGGUAACCACAGCCCUGGCAGGCACUGCCACCAAGGAGCCAGGAAAGGACGUAGCCAGCAAGGCCAUGGCGGCUUCUGCCAACUUAUCCUCAGAGGAUAUCAAAGUGCUGCUGGCAGGUGCUGCUACAAGCACCUCCUCAAUGGGCACUUCCACGGCAGGGGCCACCAGCAUCUCCCAGGACAACAGCAUGAACAUGGUUUUUGCAGGUGCUAUGAUGACUAGCGGGCCUGUGAGAGAAAAAGCUGCACAGUCACAGGCAGCACCUCUUGUAUCAACCUUGCAGAGCGAAGGCUACAUGUGCGAACGGGAUGGCAGUCAGAAGGCUCCCCAGGUCAAAGCGGAGGCCAGGAAGGAAAAACGGGGAAGAAGAGAAAAGAAAGACAGAAAUGCCAGUAAGAAAAGUUCACAUCACCACAGGACAGGUGAAAGACAUGGGCACAGGUCAGGUGGGGACAAGAGCCGGAAGUCAACUGCCCACCUGUCUGUGUCUGGCCAUAAGAACAAGAGAGAUGAAAGAAAAGAAAAAAGGCGGAGUCACACAAGGAGCAAGGGGCACGGCUCCUCUCACAAAGGUGCCAGCCACAGCUCCUCCAACAAGGAGUCCAGGUCCUCUCACAAAGUGGGGAAGAAACGAUCUUCAGCCAGUUCAAGCUCUUUAAGUAAGAAAUCUAGUAAAAUCAGCUCAUUUUUUAGGAACUUCAUAACUGUGCCUGCUUCAAAAACAACCAUCACAUCAGCUGACAGAGAAGUAGGUAUUGUGUCAAAGACAGUGGAGAAGUGCAACAUACAGGCGAAGGUGGAGACAGGCCAGAAAGGCCAGGAGCUGGAGAUCAGUGGCACCAUGAUGUCUGAGACAAAGGAGACCGUCAUCUUUGAGGCCAAAUCCAUUUAAAUAGGAGCUGAACUGGGAAGCUGAAACAAUAACAACAGAGAGCUGGGCUCAGGAAAGGAUCCCCAGUGAGCCAGUCACAGUUUAAAUAAUAAAGA